AUGAAAGGAAUAUUUGGGGUUUCUAUCGGAACCACCUUCUUGAAUGUGGACAUUAUGAAGCGUACUUGCACAUGUAGGGGUUGGGAAAUGUUGGGCAUCCCUUGUGAACAUGCGGCAGCCGUUAUUCUUUCCAUCAGUCAGAAUGUUGUUGAUUUUGUUCAAGAUUGGUACAAAUUCCCAAUGCAAGAGCUGAUUUACUCGGGCUCCUUCUCUGGUAUAGAGACCCAUGACAUGCCAAUGGUCGCUAAUGAUGGUUUGGUUCGAUCUAUCACCGGUGAAGUUUUCCUCUCUCUUAAUCCUCCCCAUACCAAGCGGCCUCCCGGCAGACCAAGAAAGAAGCGCAUUGAGUCCUAA
Vitis vinifera (wine grape) is the source of this 354-nucleotide messenger RNA. RefSeq lists its product as uncharacterized. Gene Ontology annotation, molecular function: zinc ion binding. The transcript has a single exon. Bases 1 to 354 code for a protein of 117 amino acids. The record is from RefSeq and is a predicted model, not a curated record. NCBI's taxonomy places the organism in Eukaryota, Viridiplantae, Streptophyta, Magnoliopsida, Vitales, Vitaceae.